GAGAGGCGGGCGCUAGGGAGGGGCGAGGGGAGCGCCAGCGAGCGGGAGAAGGAGCCGGGGAGGAAGAGGGUGAGGACGAGUCGCGCCUGGCGGCCGGGUUGGCUGCGGCCGCCCAGAGGCUCUGCCAGUCCUCCCACCGACUACACCCCGGGAAGGAGGAGCUUCAGGCGCGCACAAGGCGUCAGAAUCCUCAAUUUCCAACUUAGCAUCUUGGCAGGACCUUUGCGAAGCCAAAAGCGGAGCCCCCCGGUGCAAAGAGCGAGGGGGGAAAAAAGAGAGAAAGCAGCAAGGGAGGGGAAGGGGGAGGGAAAAAAAGCCCAGCCGGGGCGAGCGAGGCGCGCAGAGGAGCGGACGCGGCGGGCGCAGCCGAAGGCGCGCGGGAAGCCAGCGAGAAAGGCGCCGCGGGCCCGAGAGCCGGGGCCCGAGGAGCGGCGGCCCAGGGCAGCCCAGAGGCUAGGUGCCCUCCCGCUCGCCCUCGCAGGGCGCCGCCCGGCUGGUUGGCGGCCGCAGCGCGGCGCGCCCCAUGCCCGUGUGUGGCCAUGUCCUACCCGCAGGGCUACUUGUACCAGCCGUCCGCCUCGCUGGCGCUCUACUCGUGCCCGGCGUACAGCACCAGCGUCAUCUCGGGGCCCCGCACGGAUGAGCUCGGCCGCUCGUCCUCGGGCUCCGCGUUCUCGCCCUACGCUGGCUCCACUGCCUUCACGGCGCCCUCGCCGGGCUACAACUCGCACCUCCAGUACGGCGCCGACCCCGCGGCCGCCGCCGCUGCCGCCUUCUCCUCGUACGUGGGCUCUCCCUACGACCACACGCCCGGCAUGGCCGGCUCCCUGGGCUAUCACCCAUAUGCAGCGCCCCUGGGCUCCUACCCAUACGGGGAUCCCGCAUACCGGAAGAACGCCACGCGGGACGCCACCGCCACGCUCAAGGCCUGGCUCAACGAGCACCGCAAGAACCCCUACCCCACCAAGGGCGAGAAGAUCAUGCUGGCCAUCAUCACCAAGAUGACCCUCACCCAGGUGUCCACCUGGUUCGCCAACGCGCGCCGGCGCCUCAAGAAGGAGAACAAGAUGACGUGGACGCCGCGGAACCGCAGUGAGGACGAGGAGGAGGAGGAGAACAUUGACCUCGAGAAGAACGAUGAGGACGAGCCCCAGAAGGCCGAGGACAAGGGCGACCCUGAGGGUCUCGAAGCAGGAGGAGCGGAGCCAAAGGCGGCUUCGGGCUGCGAGCGGCUGCAGGGGCCGCCCACCCCCGCCGGCAAGGAGACCGAGGGCAGCCUCAGCGACUCGGAUUUUAAGGAGCUGCCCUCUGAGGGCCGCCACGACACCCUACCCGUGCCACCCCGCGUCGGUGGGCCCUCUCCAGCCGGUCCCACGGCGGCGCGGCUGGCGGAGGACCCCGCGGCCUCACACUACCCCGCGGGCGCGCCGGCCCCCGGCCCGCAUCCAGCUGCGGGAGAGCUGCCCCCGGGACCCGGAGGGCCUUCCUCAGUCAUCCACUCGCCGCCGCCACCACCGCCACCGCCACCGCCGCCUGCGGUACUCGCCAAGCCCAAACUGUGGUCUCUGGCAGAGAUCGCCACAUCCUCGGACAAGGUCAAGGAUGGGGGCGGCGGGAGCGAGGGCUCCCCGUGCCCACCGUGCCCCGGGCCGGUAGGCGGGCCAGCCCUGGCGGGCAGCCGUGCGUCACCGGCCCCAACACCAUCGCGCUCGCCCUCGGCGCAGUGUCCUUUCCCGGGCGGCACAGUGCUGUCCCGGCCUCUAUACUACACCGCGCCCUUCUAUCCCGGCUACACGAACUAUGGCUCCUUCGGACACCUUCAUGGCCAUCCAGGGCCCGGGGCAGGCGCCACCAGCGCCCCGGGCUCCCAUUUUAAUGGAUUAAACCAGACGGUGUUGAACCGAGCGGACACUUUGGCUAAAGACCCGAAAAUGUUGCGGAGCCCGUCGCAGCUAGACCUGUGCAAAGACUCCCCCUAUGAAUUGAAGAAAGGUAUGUCCGACAUUUAACGCGGGCUGCGUGGGUCCUGGACUUUCCUAAUUUAUUAACAAACAUGGCCUUGGCAGUUAUUUUUCCAUCACUGAGACAGAGAGACAGAGAGAAAUAAACUACCCCUCCUAUUCAGAAGUUUAUAGUUUAUGGAGGUGGCUGACAUAAAAAAAUGUAAACAUCUCCACACACCCACACACAUACACACACAAUGUCUUAACCAACAGAAAAGAAAAAAAAAAAAUAAAAAGAAGGAUUUGUAUUAAAUCUAUUCUGUAUAUUUAAUGUAGCAUUUUUGUAUUUAAAUUGAUAAUUCAAUAUCUUUGAAGUAAAUUAUAAAAUCAAGACACCUGUACAGGCAUUUAAUGUUUCUUUUUUUGUAAUAUAAAUAUAUACAUUUGUGUUUCCCCCUUGCCCUCCCCGCCAGAAAAAAUCUGUUUCACAGUUUAAAAAUACAAGUUUAAUUUAAAUUUUUUACACCUAUUGAUUUUUUUGUGUGUGGGUAUGAGCCUAAAGUAUUAUUACAGAAAGGAAACAGGUUAUACGCUUAGAUUUAAAAAGUAAAACAAACAAACAAACAAACAAACAAACUGAGGCCGCCUUUGUAAAAUGCAAAAUAUUUAAUUAAAAGAGAUUUUAACAUA
Ochotona princeps (American pika) is the source of this 2633-nucleotide messenger RNA. RefSeq names its product iroquois homeobox 5 (gene IRX5). Gene Ontology annotation, cellular component: nucleus. Gene Ontology annotation, molecular function: DNA-binding transcription factor activity, RNA polymerase II-specific; RNA polymerase II cis-regulatory region sequence-specific DNA binding. Gene Ontology annotation, biological process: cell development; regulation of transcription by RNA polymerase II; neuron differentiation. NCBI's taxonomy places the organism in Eukaryota, Metazoa, Chordata, Mammalia, Lagomorpha, Ochotonidae. The coding region runs from base 540 to 2009 and encodes 489 amino acids. The record is from RefSeq and is a predicted model, not a curated record. The transcript is spliced from 3 exons.